AUGGGGAAGAGGAAGGCGGCCGCUAAGCCACCCCCUAGGAAGAGGAUGGACAAGCUCGAUACUGUCUUCUCCUGCCCAUUCUGCAACCAUGGGAGCAGCGUUGAGUGCCGGAUUGAUUUGAAGAAUCUGAUUGGUGAGGCUAACUGUCAAAUCUGCCAGGAAAGCUUCAGCACCACUGCAAAUGGUAUGUAUGAAUUAGACACACAACCGCAGGUUGUACCAUCUAAUGUAGACGUAGAUGCCAUACUGAAUGACUUUCAGCUCGGAAAUUUUUUCCACACCAGACAUCUCAUUGGUUUUGUUCCAUCUCAACCAAAUGAUUGA
This is a messenger RNA of Triticum turgidum subsp. durum (durum wheat), 324 nucleotides long. NCBI's taxonomy places the organism in Eukaryota, Viridiplantae, Streptophyta, Magnoliopsida, Poales, Poaceae. The record is from the annotation of a GenBank genome assembly.